AUGGCGACCCUGGCGGAGAAGCUCGAGAAGAUCAAGUCUCCAAAGCUGCAGAAUCAACACCAUACCGCUGUGGUGCUUUCUGCCGUGGAGGAUACUCUACGUGAUCAAAAGGCAGACUUUUCCCCGACAGCUUAUUUCGCAGCCCUUCUGGCGCUGUUGACGCAGUCUGUGUCGGCCACGCAAGGCAUUGUCAACAAAGACCUUGCAACUUCUGUCGUCUAUCUCCUCGAUCUCACAACCUCUUACGUCCCAGCGCCCAUCCUCCGCUCGAAAUUCUCUCACAUCCUCACCAGCCUCGCGCCCGCUCUGUCCCUGCCGGAAGUCGAAGCCCCGCUCCUUAGACCCUCAAUCGGCUGCCUCGAAUCGCUGCUUAUCGCCCAGGAUGCGGCCUCGUGGAACCUCCCUCACACCCAGGUCGGCCCGCGACGGGCGAUCGCGGGAUUGUUGAGUCUGGCUGUGGAUCACCGACCCAAGGUCCGGAAGAGGGCACAGGAUGCUCUCAUCAAGGUCCUCAAGAACCCGCCUCCCAGCCCGUCGCUCGAUCACCCCGCGGCAGAUAUGUGCGCGGAGACCGGCAUGCGCACACUCGGUGACAGUAUUGCCGUCGCAGCAAAGAGCAAGCGGGGCCGUCAUGAUUCGCAGAGUCGGGAGAGCAGCGAUCCUUUGGUUAUUCACUCUCUGCAGCUGGUGAAGACGCUGGCGAUCGCAUCUGGAGGAUGGCCGAGCAAGAAGAUCGAGCCGCUCUGUGAGCUGUUGAUGAAUGCAUCCCGGUCCAGCAACGAAUAUAUUACGAUGGGUGCUUUCGAGGUCUUUGAGGUUAUUUUCUCGAGCAUGGCAGACGAUUUUUCGUCGUCGAAGCUGCCCCGUCUUUUGGAGGCCAUCUCCGAGCUCAAACCCGCUCAGAACGACUCGCAGCUGCUCCCGCCAUGGAUCGCGGUCUUGUCGCGGGGAUAUGAUGUGUCCGCCCAGAUCAACCCGGAGGAUACUUUCGAGAAGCUUCCGGCCCUGUUCAACAUGAUUUCCGGUUACCUUGCGUCUCCUUCGAGCAACAUCCGAGUUUCCGCGUCAGAAUGCUUGAUCUCGUUCUUAGCCAACUGUGUCCCCAAGAGUGUCAUUAUCGACCCGUCGGUUUACGAUGAGAAGACCCUUGAGAAGCUUGCCAAAGCCGCGACGGACCUUCUCUCUGUGAAAUACCAAGCAGCCUGGGCCGAAGUGUUCAAAGUCUGCUCCGCUAUGUUCGAGAGCUUCAAGUGGCGGUCGAGCCCAUUCCUCGAUAGCAUCGUCAAGACGGUCGGAGAUCUUCGCAGUAACGAGUCUUUCCAUGGAAAGAAGCAGGCCGACGAGGUCCUCGGCAGCGCCGUUGAAGCCAUGGGCCCCGCCGCCGUGUUGGAAAUUCUUCCUCUGAACAUCAUCGAGCAAAGGAAUGGUCAGCCUGGCCGCGUUUGGUUCCUGCCAAUCCUCAGAGACAGCGUCUCUAAUACCAAUCUCGCUCAUUUCCGAUCAGAGCUUGUUCCUCUUAGCGAAGCCCUUUAUCAGAAGGUGGUGGAUUACGGGUCUGCGGAGAAGAGCGUUGAGAUGAAGAUCUUUGAGACACUCGUGCAGCAGACCUGGGCUAUCCUUCCUGGCUACUGCGAACUUCCGCUGGACCUCGUUGAGGCCUUCGAUCAGAGCUUUGCAGAGCUCCUGUCGAACGUUCUCUACAAGCAAACCGAGCUGCGAGUCGACAUUUGCAACGCCCUACAGACCCUGGUCGAAUCAAACCAGGCCAUUCUCUCCAUCGAGUCAGAGGAAGACGAUCUGAUUCUCCAGAGAAGAAUCACCAAGGCUGCGGCGAAGAAGAACAUCGAUCAUCUGGCUGGUUUUGCAAGCAAUCUCCUGGCUGUGCUGUUCAACGUGUACAGCCAGACACUCCCACACUACAGAGGGUAUAUCCUGCAAUGUAUCAAUGCUUAUCUGAGCAUCACACCCGAAAAGGAGCUCAAUGAGACCUUCACCCGAGUUACCUCUAUGCUCGAGUCAUCGGUGGUUUCGGAGCAGGAAGCAGCCAAGCAAGGCAAUCAGCAGACCGGUUCGGGAGACAAGAUGCCCCCUACUUCUCACACACUCAUUGAUCUGGUCAUUGCUAUGUCGAUCUACCUGCCUCGCACCAGUUUCCAAAGCCUAUUCGCUAUCGCUGCGGCCAUCCUGAACGGCCAGACGGCUGACCAGCAAUUGAUCAAGAAGGCCUACAAGCUGAUCCCCCGUCUGGCCAGCACGGAAACCGGUCGCACCGCUCUGCUCGAGCGCAGCGCGGAGCUUCAGGCCCUCAUCCUCGCUACAGCCGACAAGACACCCGCCUCUGCCCGUCGGGAUCGUAGCAUGGCGAUCUACGAGCUCAUCACCUAUCUCCCAACAUCCGACCUGCACUUCAUCCCGUCCAUCCUCUCCGAGGUCGUUCUGGGCUGCAAGGAGAGUAACGAGAAAGCUCGGACUGCCUCCUUCGACCUUCUCAUUCACCUUGCUAAGAGAACGACGGAUUCCGAACGGAAUCCUCCUGGCACCAAGAUCCGUAACUCUCUGGUGCCACACAUGCCCGACGAUGCGCCGGACGCCCCGGCGACCAUCGAGGAGUUUUUCACCAUGGUCUCUGCUGGCCUGGCCGGUAGCUCGCCGCACAUGGUCGCUGCGUCCGUUACAGCGCUCUCUCGCCUCUUCUUCGACUUCCACACUGAGAUUGAGCCUGCUGUGCGCGUCGACCUAGUACAGACCGUGGAGCUCUUCCUCACCAGCAACAACCGGGAGAUUGUCCGCUCCGUCCUCGGCUUUGUAAAGGUCGUCGUAGUCGUCCUCCCCGAUGAUAUCUUACGCCCCCGCCUGAACACUCUGGUCCCCAACCUCAUGGUCUGGAACAAGGAGCACAAGGGCCGUCUCCGCGCCAAGGUCAAGGGUAUUCUAGACCGCCUGAUUCGUCGCUUCGGUGCACCUCUCGUGGAGGGCUUAGUCGGCGAGGCCGACCGCAAGCUGGUAGUCAACAUCCGCAAGCAGCGUGAACGCAGCAAGCGCAAGAAGAAGGAAGGCGCGAACGCCGGCGAUGAGGACUCGGAGGAGGACGAGGCGGCCGACAAGCCCGGCAAGGCCUCGUACAGCAACGCCUUCGACAAGGCAGUCUACGACUCGGACCUUUCCGACUCGGACGACGACGCCAGCGAGAUCGAGGUCGACGAGCAAGGCGGCACACACACCCGCGGUCGCAAGGGCGGCCGCAAAUCCAAGCAGAGUGAGCAGUACAUCCGCGAGCUCUCGCCGGAGGACAACCCGCUCGAUCUCCUGGCCCCCGACGCCCUGGCCAACAUCUCCACCACCAAGCCCAGCGUCCGCUUCCUCAACACCGGCCCGGGCUCCCGCAAACAGCGCGCCGCCAAGUUCGGACCUGACGGCCGUCUCCUCCUCGGCAAUGACGACAAGAACGACGAUGUCGACAUGUCCGGCGGGGACGCGGCCGCCGGCACCGGCGAGAGCGGCAUCAACGCCUACCUCGCCGCCGUCAGCGGGCCUGACGCUAUCCGCCGUGGCCAAAAGGGCCGUCUCAAGAUGUCCCAGGCCCAGAAGAAGAAGGGAAGCCGGAAUGGCGACGGCAUGGACCUCGACGAUAACGACGACGGCGAGGCCCCCGCUGCUGCCUCUGCUUCCAAGGGCCCGCACUCCGCCCGUCGCGGACUCGGCGUGCCCAAGUCCCACGGCCCCAGCGGCAACAACGGCAUCCAGAAGCGAAGAAACCCCCAGCAGGGAGGACGCGGAGGACGUGGAGGCCGUGGAGGACGCGGUGGAUUCAGAGCGGGAAACAGACGGUAA
Messenger RNA from Aspergillus clavatus NRRL 1, 3831 nucleotides. Its product is annotated as 90S preribosome component RRP12. NCBI's taxonomy places the organism in Eukaryota, Fungi, Ascomycota, Eurotiomycetes, Eurotiales, Aspergillaceae. The coding region runs from base 1 to 3831 and encodes 1276 amino acids. The record is from RefSeq and is a predicted model, not a curated record. The transcript is spliced from 3 exons.